This is a messenger RNA of Truncatella angustata, 894 nucleotides long. RefSeq names its product NADP-dependent oxidoreductase domain-containing protein. The transcript is spliced from 2 exons. The record is from RefSeq and is a predicted model, not a curated record. Gene Ontology annotation, molecular function: aldose reductase (NADPH) activity. Bases 1 to 894 code for a protein of 297 amino acids. Gene Ontology annotation, cellular component: cytosol. Lineage: Eukaryota; Fungi; Ascomycota; Sordariomycetes; Amphisphaeriales; Sporocadaceae.
AUGGCUCCCGAACACACCAAGAAGACCUACACCCUCGCCUCUGGCGACAAGAUGCCCGCCAUCGGUCUGGGUACGUGGCAAUCACCACAGGACGCAACCUCCAAGGCCGUCAAGGCCGCCAUUGACGCUGGAUACCGCUACAUCGACACCGCCUACGCCUACGGCAACGAGUCUGAGGUUGGCAAGGGUGUUCGCGACGCUGGUGUUCCUCGCGAGCAGCUCUGGAUCACUACGAAGCUGGAUAACCCAUGGCACAAGCGCGUUGCAGAGGGCAUUGACGCCUCUCUGAAGAACUUGGGCAUGGAUUACGUCGACCUCUACCUCAUGCAUUGGCCCAGCAGCACGCGGCCGGACGAUCUGAAGAAGCACUACGAUGACUGGAACUUCAUUGAUACAUGGCGUGAGUUGCAGAAGCUGGUGGGCACUGGCAAAGUGCGCAACAUUGGUGUUUCCAACUUUGGCAUCAAGAACCUCGAGAAAUUGUUGAAUGACCCUUCUUGCAAGAUCAAGCCCGCUGUAAACCAAAUUGAAUUGCACCCCAAUAACCCAUCUCCCAAGCUGGUCCAAUACUGCAAGGAUAAGGGCAUCCACGUCACUGGUUACUCGUGCCUGGGUAGCACUAACUCGCCUCUCUACAAGGACGAGACCCUGUUGAAGUUGGCUGAGGCCAAGGGCAAGACGCCACAGCAGUGUAUGCUCCAGUGGGGUAUUCAGCGCGGUUACGAUGUGAUUCCCAAGUCGGUGACUGAGGAGCGCAUCAAGGGCAACUUUGCUCUCGACGGAUGGGAGUUGACAGAAGAGGAGAUGCAGAAGCUUUCGAGCCUCCCGGAUCGGUUCAAGGUAUGCGGCGACGACUGGUUACCUGUCAAGGUCUUCUUCGGCGACGACGAGUAG